UAUUUUACGGAUGUUUUGCUUCGCGCCGAUUUCCAGUUUCAUUUCUGAGCACGAACUAUAAGACAUACACGCGAUUUUUAUUUCAUUGUUAUUUUUUAGUGCAAUGUUCCGAUUAUUGUUUGUUGUUGUGGUGUUCGCCUUAUCAGGUACAUGUGAAAUCGUGGGACGCCGUCGGGCAGUGCCCGUGAUCCAUCUAAGAGGGUCUCACUAUGAAGUUGGUUAUGAUGUGGGGAGAACAUUUUCAUCACUCAUCAAGGAGUUCAUUGCUACUUACGCAAAUCUCAGAGACUUCGAGAAGGAAUACAAAACGGAGCCGGGGAAGGAGGCGUAUGAGAAAACACUGGCCAAUAUGAAGGAGCGGUAUCCUUACUAUGUGAAAGAAAUGCAGGGUGUCGCUGAUGGUGCUAAAGUACCGUUCUAUCAGCUGUUCCUCCUGCAAUUAGAUGAUAUCAUUGGAACAAUCAAUGACAACCACAUCCCAAGAAAUGAUACAGGUGGCUGCAGCUCCCUUGGAAUACAGACCCCCAACGAAGCUGUAUUAGCACAUACCGAAGAUGCUUUCAGCGAAACCCUAAAUCACUUCUACAUAAUGUCAGCUCAUAUUAUCCCGACCCAAGAAGAUAGAGAUCAUGGCGCCGUUGAAGAGAGAUUCGCAUCGUUAUGCUACGCCGGCCACAUGCCAGGUUACACAAUGGGAUAUAAUGAAAAUGGGCUGGUCUUCUCCAUUAACACUCUUAGCCCUAUGAUAUUGAAACCUGGAAAUACUCCAAGGACAUUCAUCACGCGAGCUUUGCUGAGCGCAAAGAACUUAGAAGAUGCGACAAAGAUCCUGACCGAUGAAGGACUUGGAGCCGGCAACGGUUGCUCCGUCAACAUGAUAUGGACUGACGAAAAUGGGGAACGAAGCUUGUACAACGUCGAGAUGGCCCCAGAUCUAACAUCCAACAAGUCUCUGCUAAAUAUCAAAAAAUUUGAAAACGAUGUACUGAUUCAUACUAACAAGUACUUACGCCUCCAAUUAAAAGAAGUAGAUGGCCCAAUCAUAGACAGCAGCAACGCUCGCCUAGAAGCCAUUUUCAAACAUCCCACACCAAAGACCCGCGACGACCUUCAAGACAUUUUGUCCGAUACGACGAGACAAGACUUCCAAGUGUUCCAGGAGAAGGAUGACUCCAUCAUUAAAACUAUCGCAGCUGGCGUAUUCGAUCUCAAGGAGAAGACAUGGAACAUUUACAUCAACAAACCUAAUGCAUCUGAACCAGUCGCAAUUCUACCGAUACGAUUCACUAAUAUAGGAAAAUAGAUUAAUUAAUCAAAUGUUAUACUAGUUAGUUUGCUAGAAGUGUGCCUUAAUUAUUCGUUUUUUGUAUUCAGUUUGUGGCAAUAUUUGAGGAAGAUUAUAAUAUUUUAAUGUUAUACAAAAUAAACACUAAAAAGGUGAUCA
Messenger RNA from Zerene cesonia (dogface butterfly), 1444 nucleotides. It is a transcript of the gene tan, whose product is annotated as acyl-coenzyme A:6-aminopenicillanic-acid-acyltransferase 40 kDa form. The transcript is spliced from 9 exons. The coding region runs from base 104 to 1303 and encodes 399 amino acids. The record is from RefSeq and is a predicted model, not a curated record. Lineage: Eukaryota; Metazoa; Arthropoda; Insecta; Lepidoptera; Pieridae.